UGUUCCCAUGGCAACCCCCGCUUCCGGCCGCCGCAGCGGAAGUGGAGGAGGGAGGCGGAAGCGGGAGGCGGGGCGCUUCCUCCCGCGGGGCCGGGGCCGCGCUACGGCGGCCGGGAGGGGUCAGCACGCGGGGGAGGCGAAAGCGAGAGCGGAGCGGAGCGGAGCAGGGAAGCGCGGUGCUGCGGCCGGGACGAUGCUGGAGGCGGCGGCGGCGGCCGCCGAGCCCGAGCUGGACCCCGAGGACCUGGUGCACUUCUCUGUGGGCGACUUGCCCAGCCGCGGCUACGGCGUGAUGGGCGAGAUCCGGCGGCAGGGCAAGCUGUGCGACGUGACCCUCAAGGUGGGGGACCAUAAAUUCAGCGCGCACCGGAUCGUGCUGGCAGCUUCCAUCCCCUACUUCCACGCCAUGUUCACCAACGACAUGAUGGAGUGCAAGCAGGAUGAGAUCGUCAUGCAGGGGAUGGACCCCAGCGCGCUCGAGGCUCUGAUCAACUUUGCCUACAACGGCCACCUGGCCAUUGAUCAGCAGAACGUGCAGUCUUUGCUGAUGGGAGCCAGCUUCCUGCAGCUGCAGAACAUCAAGGAUGCUUGCUGCACCUUCCUCAGAGAGAGGCUUCACCCCAAGAACUGCCUGGGCGUGCGGCAGUUUGCGGAGACCAUGAUGUGCGCAGUGCUCUACGACGCUGCCAACAGCUUCAUUCACCAGCACUUCGUGGAGGUGUCCAUGUCCGAGGAGUUCCUGGCGCUGCCUUUUGAGGAUGUCUUGGAGCUCGUUUCUCGGGAUGAGCUCAACGUGAAGUCCGAAGAGCAGGUGUUUGAAGCUGCGCUAGCGUGGAUACGCUAUGACCGAGACCAGAGGGAGCUGUUCCUGCCUGAGCUCCUCUCCAAAAUCCGCCUGCCCCUUUGUCGGCCUCAGUUUCUCACUGACCGAGUUCAGCAGGACGACCUGGUGCGCUGCUGCCACAAAUGCAGAGAUCUAGUGGAUGAGGCAAAAGAUUAUCACCUCAUGCCAGAGCGUCGACCGCACCUCCCAGCAUUCAAGACCCGUCCUCGGUGCUGUACAUCGAUUGCAGGACUGAUUUAUGCUGUUGGAGGACUUAACUCAGCAGCAAAUUUUUAUGCAGGUGACUCGCUGAACGUGGUGGAAGUCUUUGACCCCAUUGCCAACCGCUGGGAGAAGUGCCAGCCCAUGACGACGGCGCGGAGCCGCGUCGGCGUCGCCGUGGUGAACGGGCUGCUCUACGCCAUCGGGGGCUACGACGGGCAGCUGAGGCUGAGCACUGUGGAGGUGUACAACCCCGAGAUGGAUUCCUGGUCCAAAGUGGAAAGCAUGAACAGCAAGCGAAGUGCCAUGGGAACGGUUGUGCUGGACGGGCAGAUCUACGUUUGCGGCGGAUAUGAUGGAAACUCCUCGCUCAACUCCGUGGAAUCCUAUUCUCCAGAAACAAACAAGUGGACAGUGGUGACCCCCAUGAGCUCCAACCGCAGCGCCGCUGGCGUCACUGUCUUCGAGGGCAGGAUCUACGUGUCGGGAGGGCACGACGGCCUGCAGAUCUUCAACAGUGUGGAGUACUACAACCAACACACGGCCACCUGGCACCCGGUCUCCAGCAUGCUCAACAAACGCUGCCGCCACGGGGCCGCCUCGCUGGGAAGCAAGAUGUUCGUCUGCGGGGGCUACGACGGCUCCGGCUUCCUCAGCAUCGCCGAAGUCUACAGCUCGGUGGCCGACCAGUGGUACCUGAUUGUCCCCAUGAACACCCGGCGGAGCCGCGUGUCCCUCGUCGCAAACUGUGGCCGCCUCUACGCCGUCGGGGGCUACGACGGACAGUCCAACCUCAGCUCGGUGGAAAUGUACGACCCGGAGACCAACCGCUGGACGUUCAUGGCUCCCAUGGUGUGCCACGAGGGAGGGGUGGGCGUGGGCUGCAUCCCCCUGCUGACCAUCUGAGGACGGAGAGCGGUGGGAGCCGCCUCGGAACCGGCCACGGUGGGAGAGAGCUUCAGCCGGCUGCGAUAGCCAGAGAGAUCCAUCUCCAGGUGCUCAAACACACACACACACACACACAACUCAACACAACCCUCCCCUCCCUCGGCUCGACUACGAGGCUGUGAGCAAGGAGCUGCCCACCUCCCGCUUUCCCCUCCGCAGCCGAGCAAAUCCUUCCUCUCCCCAGCAGCGCCGAGCCACGCUGGCUGCGCGUUGGCCGAAGCGUUGCCGUGGGUUGGGAGGGAGCAGCUCUAACUGCCACUGCCAUGACUUGAAGAACGCUCGUACACCUUCUGUCAGCAGCAAGGACCCCGGCGUCCCAGGAGUUUUAUCAGCGGUGCUGAUUUUUGGGUUGGUUCGGCUCAAUGCUGGCCACGCUGGGACCUUACCCAGUCUACCAAAGCAGGCAGAACCCACCAGUGCAGGCCUGUAAGACCAUACCCAUGCCCUGCGUGUUCGGGUGCUCCUUGCACAAGGCACUGCUGGCUUCUCCAGGUGCUUUCUUCGGCUUCGAUGGGGAAGAUUUCUCCACGCGAUGGAGAAACUGGGAGGAGAAGUCGGUUAAACCGUGGGAGCGUUGUAGCAAACUUUGGAGGAAGAACGCCAAACGUCGACCACACUAAGCAACGGCCUUGGGGUUUCAACAGAGGAAGCAAACCGAGGUGUUCAUGGUCAGGGUGGCCCUUCAAGGUCAAUAGGCUUCACCGAAAAUAAGCUUUGGCUUUUCCACGUUGGGAUGUGAGAGGCAGCUGACGCAGCGUGGCCGGGGUCUUUAAGGAGGAGCGGGACCACUGCCUCCAUUUCUGACAGCACUGGAGAUCUGUGGCUGCGUUGGGCCAGCUGCAAUUCAGCUCCUGGGAGCAGAGAACCCUGCAGCAGCAUCCCUGCAAGGGGCUGGUGGGAAACCACACUUCCCCAGCACGCGUGGGAUCAACGUCUUGGGGUUUGGGGGCCGGGAAAGACCUUGGCAAUGCAAUUAUUUCAUGGCAGCCACGCGAGGAAACUUCCUGUGGCCAAACUGGCAGGGCUGCAAGCGCUGCCCAGCGUCCCUGCUUGUCCCGUAGGCACAGCAGUGGGCUCAGCACCACUUCCAGCCCUCCCUUUGCUAUUUUCACCCCUAACCCGCUGCAGCCAAAGGGAGCUGCUGCUGCUGCUGCUGCUGCUGCUGCUGCUGCUGCUGGCUUGGACCUCCCCAGAACCAAACCCACCAAGCACCGCUCGCCCGCGUCAGCCCUCCAGCGUUCCCCUGCAUGAAUGUGAAUGGUGAGAGCCACGGCUCCCUGCCCACCAGCACAGCCACGGGGCAGGGAGCCCCUCAACACUACGCCCACCAGGGGCCACCGGGGGGGGGGGGCUCGCUGCUGCCCCGUGUUUCCAGGAGCUUUGGUGCACCCCUCCCCCCCCCACACCCCCAAACCCACGCUUCUCCUUCCUCGCUGACUCCCAGCUCGGGGUUUGAACUUUGGGUGUAUAUGUGGAUGUCUAUAUGUUCAGGUACUGUGUAUAUUUUAGGUCUGCAUCACGAGCAUAUCUGGCUAUAAACGCGGUUUGUCAGUAUGUAUUUCCUCUGCGUACACGCAGCAGUGGAUGGGUUCACUCGGUGGAUUCGUUGUGAGGUUUCUGUGCUGCUAAGACACUUUAAA
Numida meleagris (helmeted guineafowl) is the source of this 3633-nucleotide messenger RNA. RefSeq names its product kelch like family member 18 (gene KLHL18). The record is from RefSeq and is a predicted model, not a curated record. The transcript is spliced from 10 exons. The coding region runs from base 8 to 1951 and encodes 647 amino acids. Gene Ontology annotation, molecular function: protein binding. NCBI's taxonomy places the organism in Eukaryota, Metazoa, Chordata, Aves, Galliformes, Numididae.